Molecule: messenger RNA, 330 nt
Organism: Ilex paraguariensis (yerba mate)
Lineage: Eukaryota; Viridiplantae; Streptophyta; Magnoliopsida; Aquifoliales; Aquifoliaceae
Source: the annotation of a GenBank genome assembly
AUGACCGCGCUUGUCAGAUCCGUUUCUGUUCCCUCCAAAGACCUACUCGGAAUUGCUCCUGAAGAUGAGCAAUUUUACAAGGAAUCGUCGAAGGGGACAAUCAGAUGCAAAGAUGGGUCAGGGCAAUUUACGAAAUCUCAGCUCAAUGACGACUUCUGCGACUGCCCCGAUGGCACUGACGAGCCAGGAACAUCAGCGUGUCCAAAUGGGAAAUUCUAUUGCCGGAAUGCAGGACAUACUCCAUUUUUCAUAUAUUCUUCUAGGGUCAAUGAUGGUAUUUGCGGAGCUAAGCAUGAUAACAUGGGUAUGAGUAUGAUGGAUGGCUACUAG